Molecule: messenger RNA, 1112 nt
Organism: Ilyonectria robusta
Lineage: Eukaryota; Fungi; Ascomycota; Sordariomycetes; Hypocreales; Nectriaceae
Product: hypoxanthine guanine phosphoribosyltransferase
Exons: 3
Coding region: 400-996 (198 amino acids)
Biological process (GO): XMP salvage; hypoxanthine metabolic process; IMP salvage
Cellular component (GO): cytoplasm
Molecular function (GO): hypoxanthine phosphoribosyltransferase activity
Source: RefSeq, a predicted model, not a curated record
CAGCAUCAUCCCGUCGGUCCUUUUCAGCGCUGUCUGCCUGGACUUUUUUUUUGUUCCUCUUCUCUUUCUUUUUCUCUCUCUUGGGCACUCAUCUCAGCCGUGUGCUCCCUCGUCGCCUCUUGCUUUACCUUUCCUUCUUCCUCGUUGUGAUACCCCCGACUACAAUACCGCCAAGAUGCCUGAGAAGCUCUACGUCACCUACAACGAUGUAAGUGCCAAGUUCCAACCCCUCCUACCCCGCCACCCCGCCGUGAUGAUGGCUGCGGCGACGAUGAUGGUGGGCCACCUGCGCGAAAUGGACGCGAUACCUGGAUGGAGCGAGCAGGAUGAGCAGACGCACCGGAAGCAGCUCUGCGCAAGCCCCCUGUGCACGUACAAACGCAGCGUUGUUGCACCAUCAUGACGGGAAUCGUCCACAGGCUGUGCCAGCAGUCGGCUGGCAAGCUUCUCGCCGACUUCCAGCCCCAGCUCAUGAUCGCCAUCGGCGGCGGUGGUUACGUCCCUGCCCGAAUUCUGCGAUCCUUCCUUAAGCAGCCCGGCUCUCCCAACAUCCCCAUUCAGGCCAUCGGUCUCUCCCUCUACGAGUCGCUAGGCAAUGACGAGGUCGAGGAGCCCGGUACCAAGGUCACCCGCACCCAGUGGCUCGACUUGACUGCCCUGGGUGAGAUGGAGAACCUUGUCGGCAAGCGCAUUUUGAUCGUCGAUGAGGUCGAUGACACCCGAACCACACUGGAGUACGCCGUCAAGGAGCUUGAGAAGGACGUCGAGGCCGCCCGUCUGCGUAUGGGUGGCGAUGCCCCCAAGACCCAGUUCAGCAUCUUUGUCCUCCACAACAAGGACAAGCCGAAGAAGGGCACGCUCCCCCACGACAUGCUGUCCAACGGCUACCAGGCUGCUCAGACUGUGCAGGACGUUUGGAUCUGCUACCCCUGGGAGGCCAUCGACAUUGAAGAGCACGACAAGCUCGCCAGCCAGCAGACCCCCAACGGCAACUAGACAAACUAGUGUACGAAACUAGAAGCUCCCAGACCGGACUCACGGCUACGAUGAAUGAAUAUCUUGCAAGAAUUUAAAAUAAAUAUCGUCCUUGAUUCUCCUGCAAAUCUGAUAUU